This is a messenger RNA of Echinococcus granulosus, 372 nucleotides long. RefSeq lists its product as hypothetical. Lineage: Eukaryota; Metazoa; Platyhelminthes; Cestoda; Cyclophyllidea; Taeniidae. The transcript has a single exon. Bases 1 to 372 code for a protein of 123 amino acids. The record is from RefSeq and is a predicted model, not a curated record.
AUGGGGACAAGUAUUGCUGCACCUCGUGGACCACCUCAAGAAUAUGCAGUAACUGAUGCUGUCCUCGAGGACGUGAUUGAAGUGGAGGGUGACGACUUCGUGGACGAGUUCCUGCUAGAGGAGAUGGUUUGCCAAUUUCUUCCUUAUAAUACAACAGUUAAAGAUAAUGAGGAGACCGAAAAUUCAUGCCAGACGAAGGAUGGUCGACGAGGGAAAUGCGAAGGAAGACGCACAGAUCAGUUGGCUCCCAAAGUGCAGCGAAUUGAACAAAGAAAAGAGAGGGGCGGGGAGGCUGGAGGAGAAGAAGGGGGAAGGUGCGAAUGGGGUGAUGGAAACACUGAACAGCCAGUUGCAGAAGUUGAGCGUUGCUGA